This is a messenger RNA of Oryza sativa Japonica Group (Japanese rice), 1197 nucleotides long. RefSeq names its product protein MODIFYING WALL LIGNIN-1. Lineage: Eukaryota; Viridiplantae; Streptophyta; Magnoliopsida; Poales; Poaceae. The record is from RefSeq and is a predicted model, not a curated record.
UGUGCUACCGCGCGCCACCGCCUCUCCACUCUACCACACCGACACGCACACCCAGCUAAUCUCCCUCUUCCCCAAGCCAAAAAAAAAAAAAAAAGACACGCUCACCAGCCGCAGCGGCGCGCCCCUCUCUCUCUCCUCUCCUUUUAACUACUACUCCCCACGAGGAGCAGCCGCGAACACCACACACCACCUCACGCAGCAGCAGCGGCAGCAAUGGCGUCCAUCAUCGUGCUCGCCUCCGUCCUCCUCCUCGACGUCAUCGCCUUCGGCCUCGCCGUCGCCGCCGAGCAGCGCCGCAGCAAGGCGACGGUGACGCCCGACUCGGAGAAGCUGUACGACUACUGCGUCUACGACUCCGACAUCGCCACCGGCUACGGCGUCGGCGCGCUCCUCCUCCUCGCCGCCGCGCAGGCCGUCGUCAUGCUCGCCAGCAAGUGUUUCUGCUGCGGCCGCGGCCUCAAGCCCGGCGGAUCCCGCGCCUGCGCCCUCAUCCUCUUCCUCUUCGCAUGGUUGACCUUCCUCAUUGCUGAGGCAUGCUUGAUGGCCGGAUCCAUCCGGAAUGCGUACCACACCCGGUACAGGGGGAUGUUCGUUGGCGAGUCCGUCUCCUGCGAGACUGUGCGCAAAGGUGUCUUUGCUGCUGGUGCGGCCUUCACCUUCUUCACAGCCAUCCUCAGCGAAUUCUACUACGUUAGCUACUCCAAGUCCCGCGAUGCUGCUGGGGGUGCCCCGUACGGUGGCUCCAACAUUGGCAUGGGCACUUACAGCUAAAAGGAGCUUGCUGAACAGGAUGAUCCGGUCCUUGAGCUUGUUGGAUUCAAGGUGGAGCAUGUGAUCGUGGAGUGCAUUGUUCUUGUUAACACAUUACCUUAGUUACGGUGUAAUUGGUUGGGGUUUACUAUCCCGUUAGGUUGUAUGAGAUUACUUGGUUGGGUUGUACACUAUUCGGAUUAUUGGAUUGGAUUCUGAACAUGGAAUACACGUAUCCUAGUAUGAUGAUGCGCUAUUGCCUGCUGACAUGGUCAUCUCUCUUGCUUGAUGUAAUCUGUCACCAGAUCUUCACUAAUACGAGAUGCUGGUAAAAUGGAGGUAGCAUGGUAGUCAUGUGUGUUAUUAGUUGACUUAACGCACACAUUGAGUUAUAUGACUAUGUAUCACAGUUUCUGGUCAAAGUAAAGCUUCACAAAUUCUGUUUUA